Nicotiana tabacum (common tobacco) is the source of this 520-nucleotide messenger RNA. Lineage: Eukaryota; Viridiplantae; Streptophyta; Magnoliopsida; Solanales; Solanaceae. The record is from RefSeq and is a predicted model, not a curated record.
CGGGUCGAACAGGCUUUGACUGGCUAUGAAAAUUGCUCCCAUUAAGGAAAGGAACAAUCAUUAUUCAAUUACCUUCAGUUUAACCUUUUUCCGGCCACUGUACUUUUUUGCUUCUUUCUUUUUUCACUACAUCGAAUCGAAUAUGUGUGUGAUUAUUUAUAGGGUUUAUUAAUAAGAACUUCACUUUCCCCUUUGUGUUCUCUCUUCGAUCCGAAAAAUGGCGAAUUUUUCUCGUCAAAUGCGACUCUCCUCUACUCUACUGAGGCUUUUACAGCAAAGAGUAACAGCAGUGAAUUCAACUUCUUCGAGGAAAUUUACCACGACGGAAGGUCACCGUCCCACCAUUGUUCACAAACGUAGUCAUGACAUUCUUCACGAUCCAUGGUUUAACAAGGGAACAGCAUUCUCAUUUACAGAACGUGAUCGUCUUCACAUUCGUGGCCUCCUGCCUCCAAACGUGAUGUCUUUUGAACAACAAACUGCACGGUUCAGUAAGUCUCUAUCCACAAUUUAAAUGCAA